Molecule: messenger RNA, 1848 nt
Organism: Bipolaris oryzae ATCC 44560
Lineage: Eukaryota; Fungi; Ascomycota; Dothideomycetes; Pleosporales; Pleosporaceae
Exons: 7
Coding region: 1-1848 (615 amino acids)
Biological process (GO): actin filament organization
Molecular function (GO): actin filament binding
Source: RefSeq, a predicted model, not a curated record
AUGGCAGGCCGAUUCGUGCGCGCCUCCAAGUACCGCCAUGUCUUUGGCAAGGGCACCAAGAAGGAGCAAUGCUAUGACAACCUGCGCAUCACAAAGAAUGCCUGGGACACCAACCUGAUCAAGGCAAACCCCGAAUACAUCUCAGUCAACUGGGAGGCCAGCGGUGGCGGUGCCUUUGCCGUCAUCCCCAUCAACGAGCGCGGCAGAGCUCCCGACCAACUGCCUCUCUUCCGCGGACACACAGCCGCUGUCCUCGACACCGACUGGUCUCCCUUCAAUGACUCGCUCAUCUCCUCAGCCUCGGACGACGGCAAGGUCUUCAUCUGGAAGGUGCCUGAGGGCUUUACACUGCACACCGAUGCUGAGGAGCCUGCCGAUGUUGCUCCUGUUGCUAGGCUGAGCGGCCACAUGAGGAAAGUCGGCCACGUCCUCUUCAACACGGCCGCCGAGAAUGUCCUUGCCAGUGCGUCUGGUGACUUCACCGUCAAGCUCUGGGAUGUCGAGGCUGGCGUGCCCCAGCUCUCGCUCAGGCACAAUGACAUUGUCCAGUCGCUAUCCUGGAGCGCCGACGGAUCGCUCCUCGUCACCACCAGCCGAGACAAGAAGUUGCGUGUGUGGGAUGUGCGUCAGGAAAGGCCUGCACAGGAGGUUCCCGGACACCCUGGUGCCAAGAACAGCCGCGCUGUAUGGAUGGGCGAGACGGACCGCAUUGCAACCACUGGUUUCUCCAAGAUGAGCGACCGUCAACUUGGUCUCUGGGACCCGCGCAACCCCAGUGAGCCUAUUGGCGGCUUCCAGAUUCUUGACUCCAUUUCUGGUGUCUGCAUGCCUUUCUGGGACGACGGCACCCAGUGCUUGUACCUUGCUGGCAAGGGUGACGGCAACAUUCGUUACUACGAAUACGAAAACGACAAGUUUGAGUACCUUUCAGAGUACAAGUCUGGCGAGCCUCAGCGUGGUAUUGCCUUCCUUCCCAAGCGCGGCAUCAACCUGCACGAGAACGAAGUUCUUCGCUGCUUCAAGACGGUCAACGAUUCCUACAUCGAGCCCGUAUCCUUCAUCGUGCCCCGCCGAUCGGAAAUGUUCCAGAGCGACAUCUAUCCCCCCACCAACGGCCUCAAGCCCGGUGUUUCUGCCAAGGAGUGGUUCAGUGGCAAGACGGCAAUGCCCCCUAAGAUUUCGCUCGAGAGCAUUUACGAGGGUGAUGCACCCAAGGAAGUACAGAGCGACUACAAGCCUUCCAGGCCCACAACAGCCGAAUCCCCGCCUGUCAAGACGGAGCAACCCAAGGCCGAGCCCACACACGCGCCGCUAGCUUCCCGCGGGCCCCCACCUUCAAUGAAGGACAACAAGGAUUCCAUGGCUUCUGCUGCUUCCAAGUACGCAGACAAGGAUAACGCUUCCGACGAUGAGAGCGCAUCCAGCUUCGAGGAGAUUUCCAAGCCUGCAGACCGCCGUAACUUUACUGCUGCGCGUCAAGAAGAAAAGACUAGGGGUCCUGUCAUAACCAAGGAACCUGAGCCGUCUUCUAGCCAGACUACAACCCCCACUCAGUCCAAGUCUGCAACAACGGCUAGCCCCUCUGCCGCAUCUGCCGCUUCGUCCACUUCUGCCGCAGCAGCAAGCUCCAGUGGCCCUGCAUCUGCUCUCCGCGACGCACUAGGUGACAUCAAGUCUCAACUCGAGCACCAAAACAAGGUCAUGUCGGACCAAUCCGAUCAGAUUGCCAUCCUGCUGCGAGAAGUCGCCCAACUCAAGGCAAAGGUUACCAGCUCUGAGCCUUCUGAUCGCGAAAAGGACGAGCGUAUCCGGCAGCUUGAGCUUGAGCUUGAGGAAGCUCGAUCUUGA